ACCCCCGCGCGCCCCGCGACCACCCUUGCCCUGUCAGCGCCACUGCGACUUCAAGGGCACUUGGCGGAGACCAGCAAAACGGUGUCAUUUCGAUUCCUGAGUCAAAGCCAGAAAGCCAUCACAAUGAGCACCUACAAGAUUGUUAUGGUGAGGCACGGCGAGAGUGAGUGGAAUCAGAAGAACUUGUUCUGCGGCUGGUUCGACGCCAACCUCAGCCCCAAAGGUGAGGAGGAGGCCGUUUCCGCUGGCAAGGCUCUCAAGGAGGCAGGCUACACAUUUGAUGUUGCGCACACCUCAGUCCUUACCCGUGCCCAAAAGACUCUGGGUGCCAUUUUGAAUGGCAUUGGCCAGGCUGAUCUGCCUGUCGAGAAGUCAUGGCGUUUGAAUGAGCGUCAUUACGGAGGUCUGACAGGUUUGAACAAGUCUGAAACCGCUGCCAAGUAUGGAGAGGACCAGGUUCAAAUUUGGCGACGAAGCUUUGACAUUCCUCCUCCCCCAAUGGAAGCUGACCAUCCCUACUAUGAAACAAUUGUCAAGGAUGCUCGCUAUGCCAAUGGCCCUUCACAGGAUGAGUUCCCCAAGUUUGAGAGUCUGAAAUUGACCAUUCAACGUACUCUGCCUUACUGGAAUGACGUUAUUAUUCCCCAACUGAAGGCUGGCAAGAAGAUUAUUAUCGCUGCCCAUGGCAACAGUUUGAGAGGCAUUGUUAAACAUCUUGACAAUAUGAGUGAUGAAGCCAUUAUGGGACUGAACCUCCCAACUGGAAUUCCAUUUGUGUAUGAACUCGACAAAGACUUCAAGCCGGUUGUGUCCAUGAAGUUUUUGGGUGAUGAAGAAACUGUAAGGAAGGCAAUGGAGGCUGUUGCAGCUCAGGGAAAAUCUAAGUAAAUUUGCAGACUUAUUUUAAUACAACUAGGUACUACCACUGUACCUUUGAAAUGAUUGUCUUCUCAUAAAGAAGGAUAAAUGUUUCGGUACAAAUAAGCAAGGAUUCUCUACCUUCCUUUAUUUUAUUUUUCUGUGUUUCAAUGUUAAGUUGUCACAGUUGAAAGUUUCCUUAUUUAUUUAAGGAUUGUGGGUGCUGUGCACUCAUGGGUCAUAGCUUUGUAGACAAACUUUUAAUACAUGCUGGUUUCAUGUACAGUCCAAUAAAAUGUUACCACCUACCUGUAUUCUACAAUCAGGACAUGGUCUAGUCCUUGAGCAAGCCCCUCUAUUCUUUCAUGUCUAUUUUUGUUUUUACCAGUUUGUUGAGAUUUAUUUAUUUUUCCUGUGUUUGUUCCAAAAGGCUUGUUUCUUAAAAAGGUCAUUCUUUAAUGAUCACUGAAGGUAUUCACAACAGCCAGCAUAGUGAUUAGAGUGAAGUUAUUGUAUUUACCAUGACCUAGCUCAGUUUAAAUAAAUAGAACUGUUGGUGAGAAAGGUGCAAAUGA
This is a messenger RNA of Thrips palmi, 1433 nucleotides long. RefSeq names its product phosphoglycerate mutase 2. The record is from RefSeq and is a predicted model, not a curated record. Gene Ontology annotation, biological process: glycolytic process. Bases 124 to 888 code for a protein of 254 amino acids. Gene Ontology annotation, molecular function: intramolecular phosphotransferase activity. The transcript is spliced from 4 exons. NCBI's taxonomy places the organism in Eukaryota, Metazoa, Arthropoda, Insecta, Thysanoptera, Thripidae.